Messenger RNA from Thermothelomyces thermophilus ATCC 42464, 2163 nucleotides. RefSeq lists its product as uncharacterized. Gene Ontology annotation, molecular function: ATP hydrolysis activity; DNA binding; enzyme activator activity. Gene Ontology annotation, cellular component: nucleus. The coding region runs from base 100 to 1857 and encodes 585 amino acids. The record is from RefSeq and is a predicted model, not a curated record. NCBI's taxonomy places the organism in Eukaryota, Fungi, Ascomycota, Sordariomycetes, Sordariales, Chaetomiaceae. The transcript has a single exon. Gene Ontology annotation, biological process: regulation of DNA repair; DNA-templated DNA replication; DNA repair.
UUUUAGUUCAGCAACAACAGUCUUGGACAUAACAAAAAAUACAUUUCUUCUUUUCUUUUUUGUGGUACAGGCUGCGCAUUUGUAUAUACCGUCCGUACCAUGGUAGUCUGCCCAAUUUGCAACCGAAGCGUCAAAGGCACCGAAAUCAACGACCAUAUCGACUCGGGCUGCCGGACAUUUCUUCUCGACGAGUCCGAGGAGCCGACCGCAUCCUCUCCGCCGGGCGGGGCACAGAGCUACUCCGCGAGCCAGCCCCCGAGCUCGACUCAAAAGAAGCGAUCCGCAUCAACCUUCUUUCAGCCGCCCGCUGCGAAGCGACAGCUCACAAACGCGAGGCCCUCGGCACCGCUGCAAUGGGGUAGCAAUGGGACCAAGGCCGGAACUAAGCGGAGCUAUGAUGAAGGGCCGGGCUGCGACGGAUCGCCAACCGACUUACCGAACGGCGCCCAGAACAGCGGCGUUGGCGACGAUGGAAACAAGGAUGGAUCGACGGCAUCGGUAGCAGACCCGCGGCCGCCCGACGGCGCAACCGGAUCGAGCGGCCCGCUGACGAAGCGAUCCAAGAAUACUCGCACCGCGCCGCUCGCCGAGCGCAUGCGGCCGGACACCCUGGAUGACAUUUUCGGGCAGGACCUGGUCGGCCCCAACGGGGUACUGCGCGCGCUGAUCGAGUCGGACCGCGUCCCGAGCAUGAUUCUCUGGGGUGGGUCGGGCACCGGCAAGACGACCAUCGCCCGGUGCAUUGCGCGCCGCGUGGGCAGUCGUUUCAUCGAGCUGAACGCGACCAGCACGGGGGUGGCAGAGUGCAAGAAGCUCUUUGCCGAAGCGGCCAACGAGCUGGCCUUGACGGGGCGGAAGACCAUCAUCUUCUGCGACGAGAUCCACCGGUUCAACAAGGGGCAACAGGAUGUGUUCCUGAAGCCGGUCGAGGCAGGGACCAUCACGCUGAUAGGGGCGACGACCGAGAAUCCCAGCUUCCGCGUCCAGGCGGCCCUCCUCAGCCGCUGCAGGACGUUCACCCUCCAGCCCCUGACCGAGGACGACCUCCAGCGCAUCCUCGUGCGGGCCCUCGAGCAGGAGGCCGAGCAGGGAGGCAUCGAGAUCUCCCCGCUGAUCGACGAGGAGCUCCUCCGCUACCUCUCGGCCUUUGCCGACGGCGACGCCCGCACCGCCCUCAACCUGCUCGAGAUGGCCCUCUCCCUGACCAACCGGCCGCCGGACCCGGACAACCCGGAGCCGCUGACCAAGGAGUCGAUCAAGGCGGCCCUCACCAAGACGCUCGUCUACGACCGGGCGGGCGACCAGCACUACGACACCAUCUCGGCCUUCCACAAGUCCGUGCGCGGCUCGGACCCGGACGCGGCGCUGUACUACCUGGCGCGGAUGCUGCAGUCGGGCGAGGACCCGCUGUUCGUGGCGCGGCGCAUGGUCGUGAUCGCGUCCGAGGACGUCGGGCUGGCCGACAACUCGAUGCUGCCCCUGGCCACGGCGACCUACACGGCGACGCAGCAGAUCGGCAUGCCCGAGGCGCGCAUCCCGCUCGCCCACUGCGCCGUCGCCCUCGCGCUCGCCCCCAAGAGCACGCGCGCCUACCGGGGGCUCAACAACGCCCUCUCGGCCCUGCAGGAGCCCGGCGUCGCCGCCCUGCCCGUCCCCGUCCACCUGCGCAACGCCCCGACCCGCCUGAUGCGCGAGAUGGGUUACGGCAAGGAGUACAAGUACCCGCCCAACUACCGCGACGGCCGCGUCAAGCAGGACUACUUGCCCGACCGCCUGCUCGGCCGCCGCUUCCUCGAGGACAGGGACCUCGGCACCGAGGUGGAUCCCGAUGUCGAGAUGGAGGAGGCCGCCGGAUAGUAAUUAGGGCAGGGGAGGUGAUGCUAGCGUGGCGAGAAGAAGAAGAAGAAGACGAAGAAAAGCUUGGAUUAGCGACAGCGUCGUUAUGUAAUUUUUUGGAAGAAAUCAAUGCAAGGGAAGUCGAGAGAAGCCGAUCGUCUUGCUUCUUGUCCCUAAAAAGAUGCAUAAAUCACCGGUUUGACCGAAACGGGGAAUUGACUUGUACGAUAUUCGUCUGGAUGGAUGAAUGGUUGGAUGGGUGCAGCAACCAUUCACACACUGUUCAAGCCGGCGUCGCGGUCUAACGGGGGAGAAACAAAAAAAAAG